UCGGCUCGCUGCAGUUUUCCUCACAGAAUGGAAGUAGUCGUGGAGGUGAUACGGACUAAACUAGCUUGACUUAGCGGGAUAUUGAACUCGGUGCCCUUUUUUUUUUCUAAGCAAAAGACAGCCAUAACAACUAAGCCCAUCUCCGUGGUUGCUCAUCUCAUAGUGCCCCCGUAUGGACGAUGAGGAGGAUGAUGUGUUUGAGCCAGACCCCCACUGCUGGCGCACCACAUUCAGGGAAAUAAAGUGUGAAGACCGGGGCACACAGACACCUGGCCCUGCCCUGGCACUGAACAACGGCAUGCUGCCCUGUGGAGUCGCAGAGGAGCCCAGACCACUCUUCUACGGCAACGCAGGUUUUCGAUUGCACUUCCCGGCACACUUUGAACUUGUUGGGGAUCAGGAAGCAAGGCAACAAGAAAGUGAAGAGGAGCGAAACGGGAUGGAGCAGCUACCCCGGCAGCAGCCUGUGGCGCGCAGUGUGGAGGCCUGUAUUGGGCAGAAACUCCAGCUGAUAGGAGACCAGUUUCACCGGGAACACCUACAACUGUAUCAUCGAAACCAAAGGAACCAGGGGCCGCUGUGGUGGCGCUUGGUCGCAGCUCUGCUAAGCCUUCUGUUGGACAGGGGGUUCAUUGCUGGUGGAGAUGGAGCAAGACGGAGGUGAGGGGGGUCUUCCCCUCACGUCCCUUUUCUUCAUCUCUAUGAGGAACUGGGCUCCCAAUGGCACUGUCAAAUCUAACACGGGUCUGUUUUUGGGGGGAAAUAGAAAGGAGACAAGGUCACCGCGGGACGGAGACAACCAACUUUUAUAAAAGGGCGUGUGUUUUUUCUUUCCAAGAAGAUGCCAUGAUGUUCCAAGAUUCCUCUACAGGACAAUGUUCAUAUUUUCAUAUAUGUGUGGUGUAGUAGUUUUGUACAGUAAAUUGUUCUUGUUAAAUUUUUUGCACUUCAACAUGUAUCCAUCUUUAAUGACCUCCACAGACCCUGGGAAUGCCUUAUUCAGUGUCUUCUGCCAGAAUGAGUAUUGAGCAAUUUUGACAGGCAAGAUGAGAUGGUUAGGAAAUGUGGUGUGAGGUUUUCUUUUCUGAAGUUUCCCAGGUGACCAGUCAAGUUGAUUUACUAAUAUUUCCAAAGAGGCAACUUCUCAGAACAAAGCAUUUUGCACCUCACCUCAAUGGAACAUUUGUCUUUUCUUGUUUUCUUUCUUUUUAUUUGUCUUUUCUUUCUCCUCUGGUUUCUUCUUUUUUCGGUAUGGUGUUACAUUUAAACACGAUCCCUCAGUAUCAUCCAAAAUAUUGGGAAAAAAGGAAAGUUUCUGCACAUUAAAAAGUCUGCACACCAGGAAAUGUAGUCUAAAUAUCUUUUUGAAAAUCACUGAAAAAUUAUUGAUGCAAGCCUUUCUUUAGUCAUUUGCUACAUGUCAAACAAUUAGAUUUUUCUUUUUUUGAUGGCUCAGGAAGUUUCAGGGCGAGGUGUAGUACUGAACAUCACUCCCCGGUCAGACAAGCCUGGUGACUGCCAAAAAAAACCUGUGGACAACAGCAUUCAGUCAGCCUGGAUGGAAAGAACUGGUUGAUGCUGUUAUUGGCAUUAAGAAACAGGAUUAUUGAUACUGCAAACAAAUAUAAAAAAGAAGUACUUUAAUUAGCUGUAAUUAAUAGGUGUUACAUUAAAUUACCAGACCUUUGAGCAGUAACAAACAACCCACUGGUGAAUAAUUAAAAGUCUAAUGACCCAAUGAAAUCACUGUAAAAUCAAAACAUUAUUCAGAAUUUUGAGAUUUCACCCAAUUAUUUGAACAAAUCACUUAAUUAAAAUAUACCAGUUUGGACUAUGCUAGUAUCAUUCUGUGUUGCCAUUAUAUUCCUGUGGUGAUCAGAAAACAUUAAUUCAGUUUUCAUAUGUUUACCUCGAUUGUUCAAGGGUGUUUGUUACUGUGCAGUCCAUUGGUCAUCUUGCCAGCUAAUCUAAUGCUUAUUACUUACAGCUACCUGUGACUCUGACUAAAUGAUGUUAGAGAUGUAGCACGCUGAAUAGAUGUUUAGAUUCAAGUUGUGGUGGGCGGACUUUUGCAUGCGUAGAGAAAACCUUUGAAGGUCUAGCACUGUGCACUACAUUAUAACAAGCACAGUGUCAAGCACAUUGUUUGCUAUUGCAAAGUAACAUGUUCUUUCCCUCCAAAAAUAACAACAAAGCUAUUUGGCCGAGUCUGCCAUUAUGAUUGUCAUAUUAAUUUCACCAGUUACUUAGUUUUCAGUUUGGCCUUGUUUCCAGUUUCAUUCUCUGAUACAAGAUUCCCUUAGUUUUAGAUGUGUACUUUUCAUGUGAUUUUUUUUUUUUUUUUUUUUUUUUUUUUUUUCUCUCAGACGUCCAUGCCCUUAAAGUGGAGCUACGGAUCCACUGUUUUUGCACUAGACUUAAACCCUUCAAGAGUUCAGAUUGUCACCAAGCAAACCUCUGUCUUGUAUGAAGGUUUUCAGUUAUGUCUUGUUUUCUCGCCACAACAUUUCAGACGUAGUCAUGCACAUGUCCAAGACAAACAAUCAAUCUUGAGACCCGACUGAAGACAGUCUGGAAUCUGGAUUGGAUAUGGGUUCUGGAAAUUUCAAGUGCCAGUGUUUCAGGCUACAAAAGAGUUACAAUAGAGCCAUGUGCCUCAAUUGAAAGGUUUCUAAGUCCUGGUUUGCUUUUCACAGCCUGUGUGUGUUCUGAACACCAAACAAUACCCCAUAAUCAAUCUGUGAGACAAAAUUUCCUCCUCUCAGUCCAUGGGGUUUUACACCAUUUUAUAUUCUGUUGGGUGAUCUUGUACUGUCUUUGGUGCGCGGAUCCAGAUUUGGGACAUUUUUAGCAUGUAUAACCACCACUGACUCGGCAGACAAACAGUCUCUCCGAGGUGAAAAAAAAAGUGAAAAAGACUGUAAUUAUUGUUGAAAUAUGAAUAUGUUUAAAGACACUGUUGAAGAUGCUGUUUGUUAUAUUUUCCAUUGCUGAACCCAGGCCAAUGUUUGGACCCAAGGAGCAGUACAUAUCAGGGGUCUGUAAUUACUUGCUCCUUACAAUGUGUCAAGUUUAUCACUGCAUAAUUAGGGUUUCCUCUCAUUUUCUAAAAGAUGUCUCAGGGACAGACUUUCUGGGCUACUGGUAUCCUUGAGAAUCUGUUACAUGGUUAGAAGAAGAGCAGUGUUUUCACCCAUUUAUUUAUGAUGAAUACUCUCAAGGUAUUGUCAACUCUUAUUUUCAUUUCAGUUCAAAUUUCCUCUUGACCAAUUUCUCAGCACACACAUAAAGGUACAGUUUGACUGAGGAGUCUGAGGCUGACUUGCUGACUGUGGUGGUGACGGGGGACUACUGAGCAUGUAGUAAACAGGCGUGUGAGGUGCACUGAAUGUGGUUGUGGUUAUAGUUUCCUGCGGAUCCUGAACGCUGAGCCAGUCCCUGUAGUGCCCCGUCUCACCAUUGGCUCUUGACUUCCUCCUUGUGCUGCUCCUUCGUUACUUGGGUGUUGUUCAUCGGUUCAUUUUCUUUGUAAUUUAUUUUUUUUCCUUCUUAUUUAUUGUUUGUAUAUUUGCCCAUUUCUACUGUAUACACUUGUGUGUGCAAUUACUUCUUAUUUUCCUUUUUUUGUUUUGGUCUUGGACUUGUAUAUGCUUUAGUUGUUUGUGCAGAGCAAGUUGUGUCUGACUUUGCUUCAUGUGACAAUGAACCCAAAAUCAACAUUUGUAGUAUUACUCAUCCUUUGGAGUUUUAAAAGGGUGGCUGUAGCAACUUUGUAGUUUGGCCCUCCAUGAAGACCAGCAGCUAUGAUCACUUUGAAUUCAUAUCGGUACUUUUGGAAAGCAUAGUAACCAAAAUGCAUUUACAGUGACUGCAGCUGCUGCUCUUCAUGGUGAUGAUAACAACAAACCUCUUACAGUUACCUUUCAAGCUUACAGGGGUGGGUGUCUGAUACUCAAAAAACAGAUUUUGGGUGGAGCAUUUCACUUAAAGGUUGUGAUUUUCCAGGGAUGGGCCCAACCAAUUCAGACCUUUUUCCCUAUCUUCCACCACCGCUUCACCAGUCAUCAUGGUCGGAUUCACAAUAUGUGGUUUGCAAAAGCAGUAGCUUCAAUACAGUUUUCAACAGAAUGUGACCAUUUCCCUUAUAAUUAAUGAGUCAUCACCCCUACCACCCACUGCUAAUGAUACAGAUGUCAUUAGAAGUGGUUCAAAACACACAUAAAAAAGGUUGCCUUGAUAUUCUCCACAAGUCACAGGGCGUUAGUUUAUGGGUUCAAUUCUUUAAUCUUGAUCAUUGUGUUGUAAUCAACAUGCACUGGAAAGUACUUUCGACCUGGAGAUCCCGUGGGUUCCCUAUCUUUUGUGUGUUAAUGUAUAGUAUACACUCUGGAUUGUUUUCUUAGGCUGAUCUUGCUAUAUAUCUGUGCAUUGACCAAGUAGGCUGUGGAAUGAUGGCCUGUUUGAUCUAUUGGAAAGGGUUACAAGCCACCAUGGUUCCCUGUAUAAUUUUGUUAGAAUGAGGUUCCCAAACUGCACUCAUCACAUUAUAUGUGAGUGUAGAGAAUCCAUAGGGUGGGACAUGUAUUUUAUGGAAACCGCAGUGUCUUGAAUUUUGUAGUCCACUUUAUAUAAAUUUGAAGUUUUGCAGGAAGGUUUUGAUUUUGAAUUUUUUUUUAACGAUAUCUUUUCUUCUUCAUGGUCUUUUUCAAAAUGUAUUUUCUUAAGAAAAAAGGGUCUGCUUAUAAAAGGACAGUUCAUGCUUGUAAAAUAAUUUUUAUUACGAGUAGGAUCCUUUUGAAGUCCAUGAGAUCAAGGGCAUUUUUUUUUUUUCAUAAAAAUGAACUUGCAACAUUCCUUGCACAUCUCAUCGUAGUGUAUAAACAAAGCCAAGCAAACCAAAAUAUGUGAUGGUUGUGGUUAAUUUGGCUCAUGGGUUAUAGCUAUGAAAUAUCUGCCCUUCUUUAAAGAACAGAUAAAGUGUAAAUGUAUUUCUAAAAUCCUGGAAUAUGCCUUUAACUGCUCAGUUUCAUCGAAGUCUUGAUUAUCACACACUCUCUGUAUACCAAGAAAUGAGACCCAGCGAAAAUGUAGCAUUUUUGUAAACAUUGACUGUGUGUUUUCGAGACUCUACUGUGCACUCAUUUUUUUUGUCUGUUUAUAUAUAUUUUUUUGGUUGUUGAUAUAAAAUGGAAGUAAAGACAAUUUGUUAUGUAGUGCAAUAUGCUGUACAUACAGAGCUUUGCUCUACAAAUCUUUUUUCUGGAUUUCUUGUUGUUUAUUGGUACUUUUUUCAAUAAAAUUUUA
Xiphias gladius (swordfish) is the source of this 5304-nucleotide messenger RNA. Its product is annotated as bcl-2-modifying factor-like. The transcript is spliced from 4 exons. Lineage: Eukaryota; Metazoa; Chordata; Actinopteri; Istiophoriformes; Xiphiidae. Gene Ontology annotation, cellular component: myosin complex. Gene Ontology annotation, biological process: positive regulation of apoptotic process; apoptotic process; negative regulation of autophagy. The coding region runs from base 173 to 664 and encodes 163 amino acids. The record is from RefSeq and is a predicted model, not a curated record.